AUGUCAUCCUCACAGGACACAGAGGUGGAGGCUACCGCCCACGACUGGAUAAGAAAGUUCUCAGACUUCUCAGAGAAAAGAGCCGGGUCGAUCGACUCUUCUGAGGCUGGAGAUGUUGUGCUUCUUACAGGCUCUACCGGCGUGAUCGGUUGUCACAUCGUGCAUUCUCUCAUCCAACGGCCUACUGUGGACCGAGUUUAUUGUCUCAUCAGAUCGAAGCAAUCAAGUCCUGUUUCACAGCGCCUAGACGACGUUCUAAUCAAGAACCACCUCAUCGAGGAUCUUAGCCUUGAGCAACGCAAAAAGAUCAUAGCCAUUCCUUACGAUCUGUAUAGCCGCGAGAGGAUGGACCUCUCGCAGAAUGACUACGAGACACUCCGAAGAUCAGUCACGGUGAUCAUUCACAACGCGUGGGCUGUUAAUUUCAACAUGAAAUUUCCGAGUUUCGAACCGCACUGCAGGGGAACCUUUGAUCUCAUCAACCUGGCCCUGCAGUCGGAGUUGAAGACAAAACCUGCCUUUGUCUUCAUCUCGACUGUCGGUGCAAUCUUCAAAGCAGAACCAAAGCCGAUCCGCGAGAAACUGUACGGCUUCGAGGCCGCAACGAACGGAACCAACUACGCCCUGUCGAAGUGGACCACAGAACAGAUCUGCUCUGCCGCUGCGAAGGCCGGCCUGCCGGUGAGCAUCGUGAGACUAGGUCAGAUCUGCGGUGACACAAAAUACGGCAUGUGGAACGCGAAGGAAGCCCAGCCGCAGAUCAUCGCAGCCGCAUGCACGAUCGGUGCCGUUCCAGCCGCCAAGAACCACGACGACGGGCACAGCUGGCUGCCAUCGGAUGUGACCGGGGCGGCGGUCGCCGACAUUGCCCUUCUGGACCACGUCGACAGUGCCACAAAAGCCCUGAUCCCGUCACUCGCGGUGUACCACGUUGCGAACGCCAAAACAGUCCUCUGGAAAGCUGACGUCCUCCCUGCACUGAGGCGCCACGGCCUCACCUUUGAAACCAUCUCGUGGCCUGAGUGGGUGGAUCGUCUUGAGGCUGACCCGAAUGUACUUCGGAACCCGCCGUAUCGCCUGAUCAAGUUCUAUAGAGUGAUGGCUUCUGGGAGGACGGACGAUGUCCAGGAAAAAGCGUCCCCCGCGCUGAUGAUGGACAUGACGAAUGCGAGCAAGGUCUCGCCCCGGCUUGCUGGGGGCAUUGAAAUAGACGAAGCGUUGGUUGAUACCAUUCCAUUAACCAUCAACUAG
Molecule: messenger RNA, 1251 nt
Organism: Cryphonectria parasitica EP155
Lineage: Eukaryota; Fungi; Ascomycota; Sordariomycetes; Diaporthales; Cryphonectriaceae
Exons: 3
Coding region: 1-1251 (416 amino acids)
Source: RefSeq, a predicted model, not a curated record